Messenger RNA from Acipenser ruthenus (sterlet), 2637 nucleotides. RefSeq names its product 5-beta-cholestane-3-alpha,7-alpha-diol 12-alpha-hydroxylase-like. The transcript has a single exon. Gene Ontology annotation, molecular function: heme binding; iron ion binding; sterol 12-alpha-hydroxylase activity. Bases 55 to 1590 code for a protein of 511 amino acids. NCBI's taxonomy places the organism in Eukaryota, Metazoa, Chordata, Actinopteri, Acipenseriformes, Acipenseridae. The record is from RefSeq and is a predicted model, not a curated record.
UUUCUCUUAGCUCUCAGUCAGUCAGAGCGGUGCUCAGAGUAACAAGAAGACACAAUGUCUCUCUUGCUUCCAGUCCUCCUUGCCUUGCUAAUCUCCAUCCUCAGUGGCCUUUAUUUCUUGGGAGCUUUUCGUAAAAGACGACCCGGAGAGCCUCCCCUGGACAGGGGCCCCAUACCAUGGCUGGGCCACGUGCUGGACUUCCGAAGGGACACAGCUAAGUUCCUGCAGAAGAUGCAAAAGAAGCAUGGGAGCAUUUUCACUGUGCAGUUAGCAGGUCACUACCUCACCUUCCUCAUGGACCCCCUUUCUUUUGGCACUGUAGUGAAAGAGGCCAAAGCCAAGCUUGAUUUUAACAAGUUUGCUGUACAGCUGGUAGAAAAGGUCUUUGGCUAUCACGCAAUGGAAAAUGAUCACAAGGUCUUGCAAACCUCCAGUAACAAGCACCUGAUGGGCGACGGCUUGGUGGUUAUGACCCAGGCUAUGAUGGAGAACUUGCAGAACCUGAUGCUGCAUAGUGUGGGCUCGAAGAAAGAGCAGACAGCAUGGAGCCAGGGUGGACUGUUCAACUAUAGCUACAACAUUGUCUUCAGGGCUGGCUACCUUGCACUUUUCGGCAACGAGACUGCCAAGGAAGCUGGCAGUUUGGAGAAAGCUAAAGAGAAAGACCGGAUCCAAUCUGAGGAACUGUUCCAAGAGUUCCGCAAGUACGAUAGACUCUUCCCCCGGCUGGCAUAUGGAGUGCUGCCGCCAAAGGAAAAGAUGGAAGCAGAGAGGUUGAAGAGGUUGUUUUGGGACAUACUGUCUGUGCAGAAGGUAGCUAACAAAGACAACAUCAGUGGCUGGGUGUUGGAUCAGCAGCAGGUGAGAGCUGAGAAUGGAAUGAAGGAAUCCAUGCAGGACAGAUACAUGUUUCUGCUCCUCUGGGCUUCCCAGGGCAACACUGGUCCAUCUGCAUUCUGGCUGCUACUGUUCCUCAUGAAGCAUCAUGAAGCCAUGAAGGCAGUCCAGGGGGAAGUGGACCAGCUUUUAAAGGAAACCGGCCAAGAGGUCACAUCUGGGGGCCCACUAAUUAAUCUCACUAGAGACAUGCUUCUCAAGACCCCUAUUUUGGACAGUGCAGUGGAGGAAACCCUUCGCUUAACUGCUGCCCCUGUCCUCACCAGGGCUGUCAUGCAGGACAUGAAACUCAGGAUGGCAGAUGGACGCGAGUACAGCAUACGAGAGGGGGACAGAGUGGCGCUGUUCCCAUACACUGCAGUGCAGAUGGACCCGGCCGUACAUCCGGACCCAGACAAAUUUAAAUAUGACCGAUUCUUGACCCCGGAGGGGAUCAAAAAGACUGACUUUUUCAAAGAUGGUAAGAAGCUGAAAUAUUAUAACAUGCCUUGGGGUGCUGGAGUCACUAUGUGCCCGGGACGCUUCUUUGCUACAAAUGAGCUCAAACAGUUUGUCUUUCUCAUGCUGACAUAUUUUGAGUUUGAGCUGGAAAACCCUGAUGAGGAAAUCCCUUCCAUUGAUGUCACACGCUGGGGUUUUGGAUCUAUGCAACCAGUCAGAGACAUCCAGUUUAAAUAUCGUCUACGAUUCUAAUGAAUUGAAAUAAUUAAUAAGGAAAAAAUAACAAAAUAUAUAAUCUAUAAGGAAUUUCACAGUUUCACACAUUUACCAGUUCAUUUAAAAAUGUUUUAACUAUGUGAUUUGUUCCCGCCUGUUCCUUUCUUUUUGGAAUUUUAUCUAACAUGGUGUAUGAUGCUACGUCUUUAGCAGUCAUAAGUUGUCUAAUAUAAAAAUAAAACUCAACACCAGUGUUUUUACUAUUCUGUAUUACAAUUGCCUAAACUGCCAUGUAAUCUGAGUUACAAGUGAAGAGGAAAAUUAUUGAAAUCUUGUGUUAUGUGUGUAUCUUGUAUUUCUAUAUACAUUUAAUUGAAUGUGAGGUGCCUUUGAGACUGUAGCAAGCAGCGAUUGCAUCAGCUGCAGCUGGCCCUUCGGACUUGUGAACAACAGUGUUCCCCCAUCCCCAGGACACCAACUUUGAUAACUCUGAGACACUCUCUGUUCUGAUUCUAUCUUGUACUGUGAUAACGAAGGAUUGCCUGAGACAGGAGAGGUGUUACAACACAGUUACAACACAUCAGAUCAAAGGAUUUACACCUUGGCCCCAGGAAAGAACUGGAAGGCUGUGUGGUCCAGUGGUUAAAGAAAGGGGCUUGUAACCAGAAGGUCCACGGUUCAAAUCCCACCUCAGCCACUGACUCAUUGUGUGAUCCUGAGCAAGUCACUUAACCUCCUUGUGCUCUGUCUUUCGGGUGAGACGUAAUUGUAAGUGACUCUGCAACUGAUGCAUAGUUCACACACUCUGUAAGUCUCUGUAAGUCGCCUUGGAUAAAGGCGUCUGCUAAAUAAACAAUUAAUAAUAAUAAUAAUAAUUAAUAAAGAACUGCCCAGGACAAUUGGUUCUGGUAGGCUACAGCACAGCUGGAACGACAUUUAAUGAACAAAAGGCCUUACCACAAACUUCUGUGACAUCCUACCCUGUAAAACACUGUAUAAAAUCUACUGUAACCCUUGUGUACGUUAACAGUCUCUUGUAGACUCUUCCCUUGUAUACAUUGAUUAAAAUAUCUGGAUAAUCAA